CAUAUUUAAUACGCAAGCAAGAAGGCGGCAUGCUCUUCCCUCUCCCACAAACCAUAAGAAGCCGUCUUCUUCUUCCCCCCAACUUCUGGAAACCCUCAUUCACAAACCAACAUUUCUCCAUCAAAAUGAACGCAAGUGUUCUUAGGAUCGGCAAUAAAGCUCAUUACCACAUAUGGAUGAGGCACUCGCUUUCGGAUUCACUCGGUGUGCAACAGCACCUGCAACAUUCCAAUGCUUUUUACUCCCGAUUCCCUGGUCGAAGAGCCACGGAGAUGGGGUUUUCUGUUCCAGUUCGUGCUCUUACUACUAAGACCAAUGGUAGAACGAUGUCAUCUUCGAUUACAAAUAGUGGAUUUGUUGGUUGGUAUUUGGGUAUGAUUAAAACCCGACCCAUUCUUACCAAAAGUAUCACAUCUGCCCUCAUUUACACUGCUGCUGAUUUAACAUCUCAGACAAUGUCGCGGUUAUCUUCUUCUUCAGAGGGUGGUUAUGAUGUGAUACGGAUUUGUCGUAUGGCUGGAUAUGGAUUGAUCAUAUUGGGCCCGACGCUACAUCUUUGGUUCAACUUCGUGUCAAGAGUGUUGCCAAAGCAAGACCUGAUGGCAACGUUUAAAAAGAUGUUAAUGGGGCAGACGAUAUUUGGACCUAUUAUGACUGCUGUUUUCUUCUCUGUCAAUGCAGCCCUACAAGGUGAAAGUGGUGAAGAAAUUGUAGCUCGAUUGAACCGAGAUAUGGUGCCCACAAUGAUCAACAAUGUUCUGUACUGGCCUAUAUGUGAUUUUAUUACUUUCAGAUUUGUCCCCGUUCAUUUGCAGCCGCUAGUCAGCAACUCUUUUUCGUACGUAUGGACGAUUUACAUUACGUACAUGGCCAACUUAUCAAAAGCAGCAGCAGCCAACUCAUAGAACACCCUCCAUCUACAAACUGUGAUCACUGCCCUUUUCAAAGCCUAAAGGGUCUGUGCAGAAAUGGCAUCUAUUGUACACAGUCAGCAGGAUCAUGUAAUAUGUUUGUUCAUUGAAACCACAGGGCAAAUCUAUACAAUUGUUAACGAAUAUGUUUUCAUU
Molecule: messenger RNA, 1067 nt
Organism: Cynara cardunculus var. scolymus (artichoke)
Lineage: Eukaryota; Viridiplantae; Streptophyta; Magnoliopsida; Asterales; Asteraceae
Product: protein SYM1-like
Exons: 4
Coding region: 30-905 (291 amino acids)
Cellular component (GO): membrane; cytoplasm
Source: RefSeq, a predicted model, not a curated record